Molecule: messenger RNA, 2362 nt
Organism: Pseudophryne corroboree (corroboree frog)
Lineage: Eukaryota; Metazoa; Chordata; Amphibia; Anura; Myobatrachidae
Gene: GLRA3
Product: glycine receptor alpha 3
Exons: 9
Coding region: 324-1676 (450 amino acids)
Biological process (GO): chemical synaptic transmission; chloride transmembrane transport; nervous system process
Cellular component (GO): neuron projection; postsynaptic membrane; plasma membrane
Molecular function (GO): transmitter-gated monoatomic ion channel activity involved in regulation of postsynaptic membrane potential; transmembrane signaling receptor activity; glycine binding
Source: RefSeq, a predicted model, not a curated record
UCAGUGUGUAGGAAUGCAGCCGCUUGAUGUGGACUCUGUACUUCUCUUCUGCUUCUGAUUUCCAUCUUUUUACAUUGGAUCUAAUAUAUAUAUUAUUAUUUUUUGGUCACAUGCAUUGAACAUUUUCUUCUCCAUUCUGAUAAUGUCCCCUAGUUGCGGCACUAUAGUGCUAGGGUGAAGCUUCGCUUUUCAUUUGGGAUUACAGAGACUUCCGGCCGGAGCUGUCCUAGGUGCUGAAUUACACGUCCUGCUCUUUCUUUGCUACUUGCUACAGCCAUCUAUCACUUUGAUGAUUUUAAUUUCACAGGCCAUCGCAGCAAACCAUGGCCCGGAUCAGGUGCAUCCUAACAGCAGUCUCGGGGUUUUACUUUUGGGAAGCUGCACUCCUGUUAAGUUUGGUUGCCACCAAAGAAACCGACAGUGCCCGUUCUCGUAGUCCCCCAAUGUCACCAUCUGAUUUUCUGGACAAACUUAUGGGAAGAACGUCUGGUUAUGAUGCAAGAAUAAGACCUAACUUCAAAGGACCUCCAGUGAAUGUGACUUGUAACAUAUUUGUAAAUAGCUUUGGGUCAAUUGCAGAAACCACCAUGGACUACCGCUUAAAUAUCUUUCUGCGACAGAAGUGGAAUGACCCUCGACUUGCAUAUAGUGAAUAUCCAGAUGACUCUUUAGAUUUAGAUCCAUCUAUGUUGGAUUCUAUAUGGAAACCUGAUUUAUUUUUUGCUAAUGAAAAAGGUGCUAAUUUUCAUGAAGUUACAACAGACAACAAGCUCCUGAGAAUCUUCAAAGAUGGAAAUGUCCUUUAUUCUAUCCGGCUGACACUGACGCUAUCCUGCCCUAUGGAUCUGAAGAAUUUUCCCAUGGAUGUGCAGACUUGUAUAAUGCAACUGGAAAGCUUUGGGUACACCAUGAAUGACCUAAUUUUUGAAUGGCAAGACAAUGCACCUGUACAGUUAGCAGAUGGUCUCACGCUUCCUCAGUUUGUUCUAAAAGAAGAGAAAGAUUUGCGUUACUGUACCAAACACUAUAAUACAGGAAAGUUUACAUGCAUUGAAGUUCGAUUCCAUCUGGAGAGACAGAUGGGUUACUACCUGAUUCAGAUGUAUAUUCCCAGUCUUUUGAUUGUCAUUUUAUCAUGGGUGUCCUUUUGGAUCAAUAUGGAUGCAGCUCCAGCCAGAGUGGCCCUAGGUAUAACUACUGUGCUUACUAUGACAACACAGAGUUCUGGCUCCCGAGCCUCACUUCCUAAGGUUUCAUAUGUUAAAGCUAUUGAUAUUUGGAUGGCAGUUUGUCUCCUCUUCGUGUUUUCUGCCUUAUUGGAGUAUGCAGCAGUCAACUUUGUAUCCAGGCAGCACAAGGAACUUCUAAGAUUUCGAAGAAGGAGAAAGAAGAAUAAGGAUGAGGAUGUACGGGAAAGUCGUUUCAGCUUUACAGCUUAUGGCAUGGGGCCUUGUCUACAAGCUAAAGAUGGAGUAACUCCAAAGGGGCCAAUGAACCCAGCACCUGCAGCACCAAAAUCGCAUGAAGAGAUGAGAAAAGUAUUUAUUGACAGAGCAAAAAAGAUUGACACAAUUUCUCGAGCUGGCUUCCCUCUAACCUUCCUAAUUUUCAAUAUAUUCUACUGGGUCAUCUAUAAAAUUCUACGACAUGAAGACAUUCACCUGCAGCAAGACUAAUGGACUGACGGCUGGUUCAUCAAUAGCUCAUACAGAAAUAUAUAAAAACUUAAGCCAAGAGUUUAACAAUCUGUUUCUAUCUGUUCCCUAAUAAAUAUGAACAAACAGAAAAAAUCAAAAUACAAUUAAAUGGUACAGCUAUAGUAUACUGCCAACUGUUUUUAUGUGUAAUAACUCAGAGGUGUCAAUGCACAAAACUUUUUUUGAAGUAAAGUUAUUUUACUAUACACUAUUAUAUACUGUUCACCAGGACCAAACAGGUUAAAUAUUGUCUAUUUACUGUGACCACAACUUUAUUGGCUUACAAAAGUUUUUUUCUUAACAAUUAAAUAUUGUGAUAUUUUGCUCCUUAUAUUUUUGAGUAGUAAAUACUAUUUUUUAAAGUAUAAUCAAUAUCACAUUUUGUACAAGAACAGAAAAUUAUGUAUUUAGGGCACAGUCAUAAUCAGUCUGCCUUACAAUCUUUUUAAAAUUAAAAAUACAAAAUGCCCAAAAGAGAAUUGGCUCCUGUCCAGCCAUAUCCAGUGAGAUCACAGCUUCUGUUUAGACUGUGAAAAUCAUUAUUGCACCAGUAAAAAGUUACCUCAGUUAUGGUAUUAGUAUUUUUGUUACUAAAUUCUAUUUAUUUUGUACUUUCUUAAGGUUUUAAUAAUAUCAAAUGUAAAACUUACAUUUAAAUGUCAGCU